UUUUUGGUGAAAUGGUUACAUCCUAUAUAGUCCGUUCAAUAAUUUUGCUUUAUAAAGCUCUACCAAUUUUAUGCAUUUUUACUCAGGUGAGAAAAGGGACAAAUGCUGUGGUUUGUCUGAGUCACAAGAAGGGAAAUGGCUUCCUCUCAGAUCCGCCUCAAAAUCCUCCCCAGUGUCCGCUGCCUGGCUGACAAAGUGGUCCAAGUGAAAGUGGAGGGUCUUGCUCCCCACAAAGCAGUACAGUUAAGGUCCAGGCUGGUUGAUGACAAAGGGGUACUCUUCAAAGCUUCUGCCCUCUACAAAGCCGAUGAAAGGGGCUUGGUAGACGUGAGUAGCGACCCCUCUCUGGGUGGGAGCUACACCGGAGUGGAGCCCAUGGGUUUACUGUGGGCCAUGGCGCCAGAAACUCCACACAAAAAAGUUGUGAAGAAGAACGUGCUGAGCCCGACCCUGAUUGAGAUAGCGGCGCACAACGGCGACACUGGAGAACUCCUAGCUUGUGAAACCAACGAGCGAGGAUACAUGGUGGAGGGCAUGAAGAGAAUCCCUGUGGAAGAGGGAAGAGUGCGAGGAGUCCUGUUUAUCCCUCCAGGAAAGGGUCCAUUCCCUGGAAUCGUGGAUUUAUAUAUUUUAGGCGGAGGUCUGAAUGAGCAGAGAGCCAGCCUCUUAGCAAGCAAAGGUUUUGUUGUGCUGGCGCUGGCUUAUUAUGGUUAUCAGGAUCUGCCCAAGAAACCCAAGAAUCUGGAUUUGGAAUAUUUUGAAGAGGCUGCAGUGUAUUUACAGAAUCACCCUGAGGUAAAAGGUCCCGGCAUAGGUGUCAUAUCAAUGUCUCAUAGCGGUGCACUGGCUUUGUCCAUGGCAUCUUUUUUCUCCGGCAUCACGGCGACGGUCUGCAUUAACGGCUGCAAUGGAAAUACUGUAAUUCCAUUACAUUACAAAGACAUUGUCAUACCGCCACUUCGACCCGUCCUCUGGAAAGUUCGAAUGAGCAAAUCAUGGAUUGUUGACAUACGUAACGUCACACCAGAUGCGACCCUGAAGAAAAAUAGACCGUCUUUGAUUCCAAUAGAGCGUGCCAACUGCCACUUCCUGUUUGCCGUUUCGGAAGACGACCACAACUGGAACAGCGCGCUUUUCGCCAAGCAGGCCGUGGGGAUUUUGAGAAGUCACGGCAAGGAAUCGUUCCAAGUGGUUUCCUAUCCGGAAGCUGGACACUUUUUGGAAGUCCCUCACACGCCUUUUUGCCCGUCUUCCUUCCACGCAGCGGCAGGACGCGCCGUGGUGUUCGGUGGGGAGCUAAAAGCCCACUCAGAGGCUCAGCUGGACCUGUGGGAGCGAGUCCAGGUGUUUUUUAAGAAACACUUGAACACCAGUACCUAUUUAUAAGUGUGUCAGGCGUCCGCAUUUACAUGUCGAAACAUUAGAAACACCCGUGGUGGUUCAUUUGUGUCUUUAUUCCGAAAUUUUUUUUUAUGCUAAAUUCAUGUUGAAAAAUGUUUGCCUUUGAAUUUUGUCCAAUGAAGUUUGAAAUUAUUAUUAGGAAUAUUUGUGUGUAAAAAUACAGUGUUUUAAAAUUCACUAGGUAAAAUUUCAGUGGGAAAAAAAAAGAGCAACAAAUAUUUCUGCACUGAAUUUUUUUUUUUUUUUUUAUUAAUUUUUACACAUCGAUCCAUACAUCCAUUUUCUACCGCUUAUUCCCUUUCGGGGUCGCGAGGGGCGCUGGCGCCUAUCUCAGCUACAAUCGGGCGGAAGGCAGGGUACACCCUGGACAAGUCGCCACCUCAUCGCAGGGCCAACACAGAUAGACAGACAACAUUCACACUCACAUUCACACACUAGGGCCAAUUUAGUGUUGCCAAUCAACCUAUCCCCAGGUGCAUGUCUUUGGAAGUGGGAGGAAGCCGGAGUACCCGGAGGGAACCCACGCAUUCACGGGGAGAACAUGCAAACUCCACACAGAAAGAUCCCGAGCCUGGAUUUGAACCCAGGACUGCGGGACCUUCGUAUUGUGAGGCAGACGCACUAACCCCUCUGCCACCGUGAAGCCCAUUCACACAGUAAUAGGCAAAAUAAAAAUAAAAGCUGAGGUCCACAAUAAU
Nerophis ophidion (straightnose pipefish) is the source of this 2099-nucleotide messenger RNA. RefSeq names its product acyl-CoA thioesterase 20 (gene acot20). Gene Ontology annotation, biological process: fatty acid metabolic process; acyl-CoA metabolic process. The record is from RefSeq and is a predicted model, not a curated record. Bases 136 to 1386 code for a protein of 416 amino acids. NCBI's taxonomy places the organism in Eukaryota, Metazoa, Chordata, Actinopteri, Syngnathiformes, Syngnathidae. The transcript is spliced from 4 exons. Gene Ontology annotation, molecular function: fatty acyl-CoA hydrolase activity.